CCCCACUAACUGAACACACCAACUGAACCGUCGGCAACAAAACCAAUGUUUGGUGUUGUGUUCUAUUUCAAGCAAUGCUAUUAACUGUACGUUAUUUGACCUCAAUUCUUCGGUGACAAUGGCUGGGCAAUCCCCCUCACCGCACAAACCUCGCUCGCGAGGUCAACGAUCUAAAAAAGCUAUGUCUGAGAGUGAUUCAAUAGCUACCCCUACAUCGCCAGUGACCAGACGUACAAGCGGGAAUCAACCCACGUAUCCAUUGGCCUCUCUACUUUGGUCUGCACGUAGCUCGACAUCACAAUGGGUGGUCCUUCCUUUAAUACUAAUGGCGGUGGGAUUGUUCAGAUGGGCUACUGGACUUUGGGGUUAUUCUGGUGCGUUAUGUAAAUCUGUCAACUACGGGGCUCUGUUACUGACAAUUUUCUACAGGAUAUCAAAGCCCACCGAUGCAUGGGGAUUACGAAGCUCAGAGACACUGGAUGGAGAUCACGACGCAGCUUCCUAUUUCACAAUGGUACUUCCACGACCUCGAAUGGUGGGGAUUGGACUAUCCACCCUUGACUGCAUAUCAUAGUUGGGUUCUUGGAAAGAUCGGAGGACUUAUAAACCCCUCAUGGUUUACACUUUAUACGUCGCGAGGACUGGAUGAUCCAACGAUGAAAGUUUUUAUGAGAGCUACAGUUAUCAUUUCCGAAUACUUGGUAUUUGUGCCUGCGGCGGUCAUCUUUGUUCGACGACUAAGCAAGCUGCAAACUGUCAAUAUAUGGACAGCAUCAAUUGCAUUGACAGCGAUACUCAUGCAGCCAGGAUCAAUCCUCAUCGACCACGCACAUUUUCAAUACAAUACAGUAAUGCUUGGACUGGUUCUGGCUAGCAUGUCUAGUGUCCUCGCAGGUAGAUACAUGUGGAGUUGUGUGUUUUUUGUCAUGGCAUUGGGAUUCAAACAGAUGGCUCUAUACUAUGCGCCGGCAAUGUUCGCAUACCUGCUGGGUGUCUGCAUCUUUCCUGCGAUUAAUAUCCCUAGAUUUCUAGGUAUUGCGAUUGUAACAUUGGCAUCGUUUGCGAUCCUAUUUCUGCCUCUGUUCUUGGGUGCUAUUUACGAUAAAAAUCACGGUAUCAGUGCUCGUCCAGAGCUCGAUGGUUAUGCUGCGCCAUUACCGGUUCUUAGCCAUCUCUCAUAUAAGCUGGAUUAUCGCGCAUGGUACUACCCUAUCCUACAACAAGGUGCGCAGGUUAUAUACCGAGUCUUCCCUUUUGCACGAGGUCUUUUUGAAGAUAAGGUAGCCAAUUUCUGGUGUGCAUUGAACGUCGUUAUCAAGCUUCGAAACUUUGAUAAGGAUCUUCUUCAAAAAGCUUCGCUACUUUUCACUUUAGCGUCCAUUACUCCUCCAUGCCUUAUUAUAUUCUUCAAGCCACGGAGAGACCUGUUACCUUUAGCCUUAGCGACAUCAGCUUGGGGAUUCUUUCUCUUCAGUUUUCAGGUUCAUGAGAAAAGCGUUUUGCUACCUCUAAUGCCGAUGACCGUGAUACUUGCUGGCCGAGGUGGGCUUAGUAAAGGAACUAGAUCAUGGAUAGCAUUUGCGAAUGUGCUUGGUGCCUUUACGAUGUUUCCAUUGUUGCAAAGAGAAGAGUUGCGAGUUCCUUACUUUGUGCUUGUUCUUCUGUGGCUAUACCUCCUUGGACUUCCCCCCUUUGCUUUUGAGGUGUAUGCACAACAUAACGAUGGCAAUUGGAUAGGAUUCGGAACAACGUUAAUCCAUACGGUCUUUUAUGAAGCAAUGCUCGGUUGGCACUUGGGCGAAGUGUUCUACACGCCACCUCCAAUGUAUCCAGAUCUCUGGGUAAUCUUAAAUGUUGGAGUUGGUGUCGCUGGAUUUGGUAUAUGUUAUCUAUGGUGUCUAUGGUCUUUGGCAGUCGAAAGUGGUCUUCUGGAGUCACCAGGUUCGGAAAAGAAGAAGGCAAAGACGAAAAAGGUUCAAUGAUCGAUUUAAAAGUUUGCCAUAUACCCUCAUACAAGACUAUAUUGUUGUCAAUUGUAUAAAUAUGUUAUAUACCUCUGCUGGUCAAAAUCCGGAGUCGUAUCACCUUCCAAGAGAUUUCCACAUGAGUUUCCACACGGGUUUUCAAAUCAGGCAAUACGAAAUGUAAGCAGGUAAG
Messenger RNA from Sclerotinia trifoliorum, 2157 nucleotides. The record is from the annotation of a GenBank genome assembly. Lineage: Eukaryota; Fungi; Ascomycota; Leotiomycetes; Helotiales; Sclerotiniaceae.